Molecule: messenger RNA, 2988 nt
Organism: Penicillium samsonianum
Lineage: Eukaryota; Fungi; Ascomycota; Eurotiomycetes; Eurotiales; Aspergillaceae
Product: chromate transporter
Exons: 9
Coding region: 136-2988 (950 amino acids)
Biological process (GO): chromate transport
Molecular function (GO): chromate transmembrane transporter activity
Source: RefSeq, a predicted model, not a curated record
CCUGGGCAAGGUUACCUAGAAGGUACGGCGAACAUAGGUUUAUAGUAGCACUCGUGCACGUUUGAGAAAACCUUAUCCUCAUUAUCUAUCUUAUUAUUUGUACUGGACGGAUCCGCACAACUGUUAACGAACAGUAUGCCACUCCUCUCCCCCAUUUCGCAAUGCAUCUCUUCCCUCGCCCGGCUAAAUCACAAGUGGGGAAGCCGCAAAGUUUCGAGGAAAAAUGAGGGAUGGGAAAAACCUCUGUCGAGUCGUUUGUUGGAUGUCUUUCUGCGGACAUGGGAUCUAGGGUUUACAGCCUUCGGAGGACCACCAGUACACUUCCAGAUUCUACAUAGCAGGUUCGUGGAGGGACAGGGCGACAAGGAAAAAUGGGUAGAUGAGCAGACUUACCAGGAACUCUUUGCUAUUUGUCAGGGCCUUCCGGGUCCCGGUAGCACGAAGAUGCUUUUUUGCCUAGUUCUUUUACAUGCAGGAUUUAUUCCUGCCACGCUUGCAUUUUUCCUUUGGAGUCUCCCUGGCGCAAUUGGCAUGUAUGCCCUUUCACUUGGGGUGCAAAACAUGAGCGAAACGCUUCCCAAACCUGUCUACUCCUUACUUUCUGGUCUUAACGCCUCCACGGUAGGUAUUGUUGCACUUGCAGCUGUACAAUUGGCCGAAAAAGCUAUUCGCGAUAAACUAUCCCGCAUCCUUGUGAUCUUUGGCGCAUGUGCUGGUCUCUGUUACAAUGCACUCUGGUAUUUUCCCGUGCUGAUGAUUAUUGGUGGCUUCCUCACAAGCAUCUGGGAUGGAUGGUUGUAUCAACAAGUUCUGAGAGUAAGGAUCGUGUGGAAGAACAGACAUGCUCGUCCACAAGAACCGGAUGAGGCAAAUGGGGACCCUAUAGCCAUGGAUGAUAUAACCCUGGAGGAGAAUAGAGUGCAAAGAAGCGAGACGAUGCGACCACGAAAGACAGAUUCUAGAAUCGAAGGACUACCACAAAGUGUAGUUGAUACUACAAGACCAACGCAGUCCGCUGAAGCUCAUUCACAGCAGCACAUUAUUCGGAUUCGGGUCGGAGCUUUGGUCAUGGGUGUCUUUUUUGCUUCCUUCAUUGGAGUUCUUCUUGCGAGAGCCCAACUCACCACACCCCCAUUGGUCCUCGACCUCUUUGCCAAUAUGUACCUUGCUGGCACUGUUAUAUUUGGUGGAGGUCCUGUUGUCAUUCCCCUUUUACGCACCUACGUCGUCGAUCCCGGGUGGGUCUCUAGCAGAGACUUCCUGAUCGGCCUUGCCAUCAUUCAAGCUUUCCCCGGUCCCAAUUUCAACUUCGCUGUCUUCCUGGGGGCGCUAGCACUGCAGAACUCGCGCUUCCCAACUGUCUUCGGUGCGUUUCUCGGCGGGUUAGGAAUCUUCCUUCCGGGAAUCACGCUGGCCGUUGCAAUCCAAAGCUUCUGGCGCGUAUUGCGGAAGAAGAAGUAUGUGGUCGACUUUCUCAGAGGGGUGAAUGCUACUGCAGUUGGGCUGGUGUUUACAGCAGUAUACCGGUUGUGGGAGAUUGGAUACCUAACUCAUGAAAGAAGCAACGGACAGAGUCUGGGUAAGGAACCGUGGUGGGUAGUUGUUGCGACGGUAACAUAUGCAGGGAGUGCAUGGUUCAAUGUGCCUCCGCCUGUGGCAAUUGGUUAUGCUGGUUUGGAGCUGUGGGGCGAUAGCAUAUUCUGGCAACGUUGUUCUCUCUCGAGUCUCACCCCCACCGUCAAGGCGCUAGCUCGAGCAUUGGGCACAUUUAAAUACCUGGCAGUUAGAGGACAGCAACCGCUCCACAUGGGCUCUGGUGUGGUCCUGUUUGUCGACAAUAUUCGCCUGUACCUGGACAGUCCUACACCCGAAUCUCCCUCGCCGAAACUCGCCCACCAGUACGUGUUCGUAACCGCUUCACUGAUGCGUUACCGAGCAAUGCUAUUGAAGAAGGUGUGCAAUGAAGCACAGAAAACCCGAUAUCUUGAAUCAGUGGACCCGGAUGCUUGGCUGUCCAAACGGGCUAGGCCACUAGAGCAAGCGCAAAACCAAGGCUCUGUUGAUCCCCAUCCAUUUCGCACCGAGUGGACGCUUCGAAAAUGUUUCUGUAUUCUUGCUGGUGGACUUGCCAUCCAGACCCAGGACGGGUGGAUCUAUGUCCUCCGACGAAACGACAUGAAACCGUUCAUUGAGGCCGGCAUAGUCGAAGAUAUAGACUUUCACGAUCGUGAUGUUGAAGACCGUGCCAAAGCAGAUUCUUUAGGCAAAACCUUCACUGUCCUUCAAACUAGCUGGUUCCUAGUCAACAUAAUAGCAAGAUGGGCAAAUUCUCUGCCGGUUUCACCAAUCGAACUAGCGACAGUCGCUUAUAUUGCCUGCGGUAUACUGUUGUAUGCCAUGUGGUGGUACAACCCUAAGGAUAUGACCACACCUAUCACGAUUUAUGUCCGAUUUGAUCGUAACGAUAUACCGACCCAUCUUCUCGAUCACACGGCAACAAAUCCCCAUGGGUGGGUUCACCGUUAUGCACAAAUUAAGAAAGAGACCGUGUUCUCUGUCUUUGCGCAGGCUGCUCGAUGGUUUAUUGGCGCAGCCACGGGACCUGUUGAUACAACAGACGACCCCUAUACUGGUCUCUAUAAACCAUCCCAUGGAUUGAUUGUGACCGCUAUCAAUACCUUUGUUGCUUUCCUUUACUGUGGUAUUCAUCUCGCCGGAUGGACUUUCCCGUUCCCCACUGAAGCUGAACGAAUUACUUGGCUUGUCUCAUCGCUUGCUUGUGUCGCCCUCGUUGGUAUUUACAGCCUAGCCUUCAAUGCUCGAAAAGGCUUUUGGUAUCGGAUAAUUCUGCUCGUCGAGCUAUCAUGCUUCGCCAUAUACGUGAUUCUACGUCUGAUCAUCAUGGCCCUAGCUUUUACUUCAUUGAGAGCUCUUCCGGUCGGCUCCUAUACGACUGUUGAAUGGGUGAUGAGCAUUCCGCAUGUUUAA